GUGAUUCAUCAUCAACCUUGUACUAAGUUGUGGUGGGGAGGCAUUGACCAGCAUUCACUAUCACCAACAACAUAUGGCAAUCAUCUUGUCACGUGAAGGAAAUGUAAUUUAUUCCUUCAACUACAAGUGAUAUAUUUUUGAUAGUUUUAAAUAUUUUAACCAUGCAAAUAUAUAUAUAAUGCAUUUACAUGGUCUUUACAAUCUAUUGCAGAACAAAUCAUAGUAAAAAUGAAACAAAAUCCUUUUAAUUUUUCAUGACAAACCCUUAUUAAUAAAAUUCAGUAAAACGUAACAAAAUGUUUGCAAAAAGAAAAAUAGAUCCAGAACUAGAGAAGUUAAGAAACGAAGUACAGGGACCACCAAAUUUAGAUACAAUCAUUUUGAACAUUCAAAAAGUGUCAUCGCGCAUUCACGCUGCAUACUUAUUCGAGCAUAUUGGUAAGGCUACACUGCAGAAACUAUGCUUGUUGCUGAGCUCCACAGCGACAGGGAAAAUCUACGAUGGCUGGCAAGAGUUCGCAGCACACAUGGGCUUAACAAUGGAGCAGAUACGUUGUAUAGAUUACGAUUUCAAGGGUCUUCAGGAUCCAACAUACUAUGUGCUUCUGACUUAUGUGCAAUCUCCGGAAGCAACAAUGGACAAAAUUUUUAAUGCUUUGCAAAAGAUGCAACGACUUGAUAUAAUAAAUGAAAUUAAGGAUUAUGUGUACGAUCUAGUCGAUGUUCUGUCACAAUGUGCCAUGAGUGAAGGAUCUGAAAUAAUUCAACCUGGAUAUCUACCAAAAGCACCAUUAGUUCUGAGUCCUAUUUUAAUAACAAGAGAAUGCGAAACCGGAACAAAAGAAAAUGCAUUAAAAUGUACACCACGAGAUAUUCAGCAGAAGGUUGCUCUACUUGCAAUUUCCAAAAAUUUACAUACUAAACAGAGCUAUGGCUGCAUAGUUAUGCUAACUUUUGCGGACGAUGGUUUAUCAACCGUGGAGUGUAUCACAAAGAUAUUUAGAUCCAAGCAACCCCGAAUCGGCGUGCUUAUAUUGCAAGAGCAAGAGAAAGGCGUUUACAGUCAAGCUGAAGAAUUUAUAGAUGAUUGCUUUAAACAGGUCGAUUAUAUUAUACCAAUACUAACAAGAGGAUACAUUGAGAGAAUAAAUAAUCUUGCAAAAACGUACGAACAGAUAUAUAAUAAUUUGGAUGAAAAAUACUUGAAAUACAUAUAUUCCUUAUUGAGAUAUGAAUAUGUGAAAAAUCAAUGUUGCAAUAAUCGCGUGAGAUGUAUUGUUCCCGAUAAGGAUGUUUACACGGUCGUCCGAGCAAAUCUACAUCCCACAUUGCAAGCGUGGUUUCGCGAAAGUGAUAUCGAUGCUUUUGUUAAUAAUAUUCUCUUCCAUAAAUUUUGAUGUGAAAAUCGACGAAAGUGCUUAGAAUAUAAUAAAAAUUUUAUAAGUGGCCCUUAAUAAUUCAUACUUUUGUAAAACAUCUCAUAUAGCUUAUUAUGGUAAUAUUGAUAUUUUUAUAUUAACAAAAAAUAAAAGAAUAUUGUGUUUAUCUCUUAAA
Messenger RNA from Formica exsecta, 1554 nucleotides. RefSeq lists its product as uncharacterized. The record is from RefSeq and is a predicted model, not a curated record. The transcript has 7 exons. The coding region runs from base 297 to 1397 and encodes 366 amino acids. NCBI's taxonomy places the organism in Eukaryota, Metazoa, Arthropoda, Insecta, Hymenoptera, Formicidae. Gene Ontology annotation, molecular function: protein binding. Gene Ontology annotation, biological process: signal transduction.